UUGAGUUUGGGUUGUUUCAAGUCCUGCAAAAUGACAGCCAGUAGAUUUCAGCAUCAAGCAGGCACAUGAACCACAGCGGCGACCCCCCCCCCCCACACACACACACACACGUAGUUUUUUUCUUUUUCCUUAAUUUGAAUCUAACGAACCAUUUCACUUGAUUUUUUGAGCCGCAACGUCUUUGGGCUUUUUCGUGUGUGCGCGCGCGCGCAUUUAGUUUGUGGCGGCGUCCGUUUUAUGUCAGGAGAGCGACUGGGAUGCUGGCUUAUUAAAGACAUUUUAUGAACAAUCAAAUGGUCGUCGUUAAAAUUUAUAGACAGACCUGAAAACGUGAACGGCCACUCCGUGGGGCUGCCUCGUGACGAUGUUGGGACCCUGUACCCCCCCCCCCCCUUCCAACCAAGUCUUUCCCCAGGAUACGCUUGAAAAGGCCGCAAACGUUUUCGUGGACGUCCCUCGUGCGGCGUCAGACUUUCUCUCCUCUGUUUACAACAACACCGAAAUGAAACAAGAUGUCACAACCGCUCAUAAAUAGCGGGCGAAGAGGGGAUUUUUGUGCAAAGAAAAAUGUGCAACUUGCGACAUUUUCCACUGCAGAAUCAGAGCUUGUCGUAGAGGAUUUCCCAGCCAGACAGAGAUUGAUGACAUGGUCAAAUAGUGCCGGGCUCGCGUUCACGCGCAAGUAUAUCUGCAGCGAUCGCGACGGUCCACAGAUCCUCCGUAGCGCCCCCUCGGUCGAGUCCACGCGAGCCGCAAAAAGCCAGCGGACACGACACUUGCACUUGCGCCUCCAAAGUCGCGCGGCACCGAGACGAAAUGUCCUCAGUUCCCAUUCAAGCGCAAGGCUGUUCCGCGGUAAACGGCGCAUUGAUCCGCCGCACCAUUUUUGUGGGGUAAGUACAGUCACGUGACGCGGCAGCAGCCAAUCGGACGCGGCGGAGUUCGGAGAAAUAAUUACCUGCCUUGAUUGUUCUAUGGCCAGAUCAAAAAAAAAAAAAAAAGUACACAUACGCUCCAUAUAAUAAUCGGAUGCAUGUAAACGAGGCCGCGAAGCUCCGACAUGUCGACCACGGGGCCCAUAAGUAAUUAUUACGUGGACUCCCUGAUCAGCCACGACACCGACCAAGUCCUCGCGGCGGCGGCGGCGGCGGCGGCGGCGGCGGCAGCGGCGGCCGGGACUCGCUUCCCGGCGCCUGCCUCGCACCCAUCCGGUCCUCGUCCAACGUCCCUCGUCCCGGACUACGGAGACUAUCCGUCGUGCAGCUUCGCCCCCAAACCGGCGGUGUUCCCCACGUCCUGGGCCCCCUCGCAGUCCUCGGUGGUGUACCGUCCCUACGGCCACCAGGCUCACUUGGGCACGGACUCGCGCUACGUGCGCUCCUGGCUGGAGCCUUUCCACGGCUACCCGGGCGGCGGCAGGCACUACGGCCUGAAGCCCGACGCCUUCCCGGAGCACAGAGGCGGCGACUGCCUCGGGAGCGCCGGGCGGACCUACGCGGAUUAUCUGUACUGCCCGUCGUCGGACAUGCGGGACAGGACGCUGCAGAGUCUGCCCUCACCGGAAUCCGAGCUGCUGGCGGCGGGGAAGCACAAAGACGACAAGCCGGAGCUGGAUCCCAAUAACCCAGUGGCCAACUGGAUCCACGCUCGCUCCACCAGGAAGAAGCGCUGUCCUUACACUAAGUACCAGACUCUGGAACUGGAGAAGGAGUUCCUGUUCAAUAUGUACCUCACCAGGGACCGCCGCUAUGAGGUGGCCCGGGUCCUCAGCCUGACCGAGAGGCAGGUCAAAAUCUGGUUCCAGAACCGGCGAAUGAAGAUGAAGAAAAUGAACAAAGAGAGCAGCAAGGACAGCAAGGAGCAAUAAUAAUGCGGCGGGAUUCGAACCUGACUGGGAUGGACAGCCAGCACUUCUCUCCUUUGCUCAUUUCAAGCACAUUUUCGACACUCUUUGAUGCUUGUCAUUUUUCUACUUCAAAUUUGUGUCCCUGUCAUUCAAAACAAAAAGGCCAAUGCGACCUUUUGAUUGCAAAAAAAAAAAAAACAAAACAAAAAACAAACAAACAAAAAAAAAAAAAAAACGACAACAACAACAGCCCGUUUUUCCACCGCUUUGUUGUUACGGAAAUGAGAAAAUUACAAAUUCGGACGCCGAAGAGCGAUCCGAAGCGAGAGCAUACUUGAAAUCUUUCACACGUCCAUAAUUGAACUUGCAGGUGAAGUAUUUUGUACAAGAUGAAAACAUCUGCGAUCGUCGUCUUGUUUGUAUUUUUGCGGUAGUUGUUGUGUAUCUUUUGUUUUGGACUGAUUGAAAUGUAGCUUGUACUUGUAGAUGCAAAUAUAAACAUGAGCACCCGAA
Syngnathoides biaculeatus (alligator pipefish) is the source of this 2359-nucleotide messenger RNA. RefSeq names its product homeobox C9a (gene hoxc9a). The coding region runs from base 1061 to 1867 and encodes 268 amino acids. The record is from RefSeq and is a predicted model, not a curated record. Gene Ontology annotation, molecular function: RNA polymerase II cis-regulatory region sequence-specific DNA binding; DNA-binding transcription factor activity, RNA polymerase II-specific. The transcript has 2 exons. Gene Ontology annotation, biological process: DNA-templated transcription; regulation of transcription by RNA polymerase II; embryonic skeletal system morphogenesis. NCBI's taxonomy places the organism in Eukaryota, Metazoa, Chordata, Actinopteri, Syngnathiformes, Syngnathidae. Gene Ontology annotation, cellular component: nucleus.